Messenger RNA from Argiope bruennichi, 2039 nucleotides. RefSeq names its product zinc finger protein OZF-like. The record is from RefSeq and is a predicted model, not a curated record. Lineage: Eukaryota; Metazoa; Arthropoda; Arachnida; Araneae; Araneidae. The transcript is spliced from 8 exons. Bases 1 to 1482 code for a protein of 493 amino acids. Gene Ontology annotation, molecular function: RNA polymerase II transcription regulatory region sequence-specific DNA binding; DNA-binding transcription factor activity, RNA polymerase II-specific. Gene Ontology annotation, cellular component: nucleus. Gene Ontology annotation, biological process: regulation of transcription by RNA polymerase II.
AUGGAUUCCAGCUCUUCAAAUAUCAUGGAACUAUUUGGAGAAGAGAAGUCAUUAAAAAUAUACUCUUGUCCAUAUUGUACUUAUUCAACUUAUUACAAAUGUAAUCUUAAACUUCAUGAGAGACGGCAUACUGGUGAACGACCAUUUUGCUACAUUAUGAACAUUGAUAUCAGAGGGAUAUAUGAUGAUUCCUGUUUGAGGAAAAACAAUGCAGGGAAAGUUCCUUGUUAUUCUUGUCCACAAUGUCCUUAUAUAUCAAAUUAUAAAAGCAACUUGAAUCGCCAUGUAAGGAAACAUUCUGGAAUUUUUACAAAACCUUGGGUGAAAGACAGCCUUAGUAAACUACAUAUAGAUAGAACAUCAGAAAGAAGUAUUCCAAAAUCUUGGGCUACAUGUAGCAUCGGUGUAUCACGUGUGGGAAGGACAUCAGAAUUAAUGAAACAUUGCUGCAACUUUUGCUCUUAUUCUUCUAAUAACAAAGGCCAUUUAAUUUCUCAUUUGCGUAAACAUACUGGAGAACGACCUUAUUUGUGCAGAAUCUGUGGGAAAGGAAAAUCUACCCAACAUUACAAUAGUUAUCAGUAUGAUAAAUUCUUUGCCAAGACUAAUCGUGUGAAAUCAACGGUUUACCACAAAUGUACCUUUUGCGACUAUUUUACCUAUAAUAAAGGCCAUUUAAAGCAGCAUGAGAGACAACAUACUGGUGAACGGCCUUUUGUGUGCCAGUAUUGUGGUAAAGGUUUCAUUCAAAAGCAUCAUCUUCAAGGACAUGAAAUUUGCCAUGCUUUAGGACCAUUUUCUCAGAUGAUUGAACAGCGUAAUUUGAUUAUUGGAGGAAGCAGUUCAGUACAUCUCUAUGCCUGUGAUUAUUGCGAUUAUAAGACUUACAUAAAAUGCAAUUUAAUCAGGCAUGUUAAAAAGCAUACUGGUGAGAGACCAUAUUCUUGCAAGCUGUGUGGUAAAGGAUAUAUUCAAAAGAAAAAUUUGGAUUAUCAUAUGGUGUCACAUGCUCAGAAGAAAUUACAUCUGUGCAAUAUAUGCAAAGAGUCUUUUCGAAGUGAAUUUUGUCUGAAAAUGCACUUGGUUUCACAGCACAAUGAAGGAACAUUAAUUUUAUUAGUUGAGAAUAAUUGCUAUGAUGUAUCUUUGAGUAUGGAAACAGUUUCUGAUUCAUCACUCUCUAAAAAUGACCUUUUAGAAAUGAUCAAUGCACCUACCAGGUCUUGCAAUUUUUGUGAAUAUGCUACAGUUGACAAAAGUAACUUGAAAAGGCACAUUAGAAAACACACUGGUGAACGACCUUAUUUAUGUCAGUAUUGUUGCAAAAGUUUCACGCAAAAACAGCACAAAGAUGCUCAUGAACUUUUACAUGAAACAAAAAAACUCCAUAUGUGUUCACUUUGCAAAGCAUGCUUUCGAAGCAGAAUUGCUCUUGAAUCUCAUAUGUUAGCUCUUUCCCAUAAUAGCUAUCAUGAAGGAUAAUAUGGAAAAUAUCACACUGCAAUAUUGACAUUUUAUAUGGAGAAUUAAUUUCAGAUCUUGUAAUGUUUUUAAAUGUUAAUCACAUUAAAACUUUCUUAGCAUAAGUCUAUUCUGAUGUUCAAGAAACAAAGAGUCAUCAAAGCAACUUUUCUUACAAAAGAAAAUGUGCAUUUUUACUUUAUUAAAGAUCAGGUGAUCAACUAGGGAGAGUUUGCUGUUAGCUGAAAAAAAAAUUCACUUGUAUGUGUAUUAAAAAAAUGUUUAUUUUUUAAAAGGCUUGUUUAUAGAGUCAGUUACUUGGUUAACUAUGGUUUAAAAAUAUACUUUGAAAGUUUAUUGAUGAAUGGUGAUUGUUAUAAAAUAAAAAUAACUGAGUACUUCGGAAAUUAAAGUGUAAUAGAGUAGGUAUGCAUUUCAUUUUUUAUGGGAAAAUAUUUUUGAUAUUAAGCAUGGUUUUAUUUAAGAAGAAAUUAUUAUUGAAAAAAAUUAUGUUAAAUAUAAUUACCUAGCUCUGAUUUGAAAUUGAUUAUCUGUGUGUGGGGGGGGGGAUUAUUGAU